Molecule: messenger RNA, 2031 nt
Organism: Toxotes jaculatrix (banded archerfish)
Lineage: Eukaryota; Metazoa; Chordata; Actinopteri; Toxotidae
Gene: crmp1
Product: collapsin response mediator protein 1
Exons: 14
Coding region: 1-2031 (676 amino acids)
Cellular component (GO): cytoplasm; cytosol
Molecular function (GO): hydrolase activity, acting on carbon-nitrogen (but not peptide) bonds, in cyclic amides
Source: RefSeq, a predicted model, not a curated record
AUGUCGGACUGCAGAAGACAGUGGAACCGGGAGGAUGAGCUACCGGUCUACCUGGCGGGGCCGAUUACCACCGGGCCGAACCAGCGGAAAUCCUUCGGGAUGUUCAGCUCCGUGGAGGGGGCGUUUGAGAGCAAGACCAUAGACUUCGACAACUACGCGGUGGGGAGGAAAGGGAGCCGCACCCCGAGAAGCGGUAGCCGGGAGAGGCUCUUGGACACUGGUGACCCCAUCGGCAAGACGCCCGGUGAGGCCCGGGAGGGGUCACUGGCCAACUCGCCAGGGGAGAGGGAAGACGCACGCACCGGUGCUGAAGUCAGAAAUACAUCGGAGAAGGAAAGCCCUAAUGGAAAGAGUGAGAAGCUGUUGAUAAAAGGAGGGCGGGUGGUCAACGACGACCAGUCUCUCUAUGCAGAUGUCUACAUCGAGGAUGGGCUCAUCAAGCAGGUGGGGGAGAAUCUGGUUGUGCCGGGUGGUGUCAAUGUGAUCGAGGCCAAUGGCCGCAUGGUGAUACCAGGGGGCAUAGAUGUCAACACCUGUCUGAUGAAGCCCUAUCUGGGCACAGAGCCUGUUGAUGAUUUCCUCCAGGGAACCAAGGCUGCACUUGCUGGAGGCACUACCAUGAUCAUUGACCAUGUGACCCCCCAGCCUGGGGACAGCCUGUUGGAGGCAUUUGAGCACUGGCAGGAGGCUGCUGAUAAGAAGGCAUGCUGCGACUACUCCCUGCACGUAGACAUCCCCCAGUGGAACGAGAAUGUCAAAGAUGAGUUGGAGCUGCUGGUGCAAGAGAAAGGUAUCAACUCCUUCCAAGUGUACAUGGCUUAUAAGGAUGUGUACCAGAUGUCAGAUUCUCAGCUAUAUGAGGCUUUCUCCUUCCUGAAGCAGCUGGGUGCUGUGGUGUUAGUUCAUGCUGAAAAUGGAGACCUGAUUGCUCAGGAACAGAGAAAAAUCCUUGGAAUGGGAAUCACUGGACCUGAGGGCCAUCCUCUGAGCCGUCCUGAAGAGCUGGAGGCUGAGGCAGUGUUUCGUGCCAUCACUCUUGGUAACCGUGUGAACUGUCCCGUCUACAUCACCAAGGUGAUGAGCAAGAGUGCAGCUGACACUAUCGCCCAGGCCCGGAGGAAAGGUUCCGUCGUUUUUGGAGAGCCAAUUACAGCUAGCCUGGCCACAGAUGGUUCUCACUACUGGAGCAAGAACUGGGCCAAAGCUGCUGCCUAUGUGACCUCUCCGCCUCUGAGUCCUGAUCCCACAACUCCAGACCAUCUCCACACCCUGCUGGCUUGUGGGGACCUCCAGGUGGUAGGAAGUGCUCACUGUGCGUACAGCACUUCCCAGAAAGCAAUUGGUAAAGAUGACUUCACCCUCAUCCCAGAGGGAACCAAUGGUGUGGAGGAGAGAAUGGGUUUUGUCUGGGACAAGGCCGUGGCCAUGGGGAAGAUGGAUGAGAACCAGUUUGUGGCAGUCACAUCUACCAACGCUGCUAAAAUCUUCAAUCUGUACCCACGUAAAGGCCGGAUAGCAGUGGGCUCCGACGCUGACAUUGUCAUCUGGGACCCUGACAGAAUCAAAACCAUCACAGCCAAACUCCAGCAGUCGGCUUCAGAAUACAAUAUCUUUGAGGGUCUGGAGUGCCGUGGAGGUCCAGCACUGGUGCUGAGUCAAGGUCGGGUGGUUUAUGAGGAAGGCAAGCUGCAGGCUCAGCAGGGCACCGGUCGAUUUAUUCCCUGCAAGCCCUUCCCAGACUAUGCCUACCAGCGCAUUAAGUUCAGGAACCAGGUGAAGGGGAACCAGGGUGUUGCUCGUGGGAUGUAUGAUGGUCCUGUGUAUGAUGUCGUUCCUACUCCCAAAUAUAUUACUCCAGCCCCAUCAGCCAAAACUUCACCCACCUCUCACCAACCACCACCAAUACGCAAUCUGCACCAGUCCAACUUCAGCCUAUCAGGGGCUCAGAUUGAUGACAAUGUCCCACGUCGGUCUGGCCACCGUAUUGUAGCACCCCCCGGUGGUCGCUCCAACAUCACCAGCCUUGGUUGA